Messenger RNA from Closterium sp. Naga37s-1, 1155 nucleotides. Lineage: Eukaryota; Viridiplantae; Streptophyta; Zygnematophyceae; Desmidiales; Closteriaceae. The record is from the annotation of a GenBank genome assembly.
UCGUCCUCCUCUCCCUCUCCCUUCCUCCCUUCCUUCCGUCCUGCCUUCCUCUCGUCCUCCCUUCCUCCCGUCCUCCCGUCCUCCCUUCCUUCCGUCCUGCCUUCCUCCCGUCCUCCCUUCCUCCCGUCCUCCCUCCGUCCCGUCUUGUUCCCAUCCAUCCAAUCCUUAGCUCCUCCUCACCCCAUCUCCUCCCUUCCCUCGAACGAGCUCGCUCAUUCCCCUCCUGUCACCCACGCACGCACCCUCCCCUCGACCGACAAGUCGUUCUCCGCUUCCGUCGCAUAUGCGUUCAUUUCCCCUUCCCUCAUCUCCCCAUUCCUCAUCUCCCCCUCCCUCAUCUCCCCAUUCCUCAUCUCCCCAUUCCUCAUCUCCCCAUCCCUCAUCUCCCCAUCCCUCAUCUCCCCAUUCCUCAUCUCCCCAUCCCUCAUCUCCUCAUCCCUCAUCUCCCCAUCCUUCAUCUCCCCAUUCCGCCUCACCCCAUUCUGCCCCACCCCAUUCCGCCAUGCCAUCCUACUCCUCAUCCCCAUUCCCUCGUUUCCCCAUCCCUCCUUUCCCGAUCCCAUCAUUCCCUCAGCCAACUUUCCCAUCCCACCAUACGGUCAUACCCCAUCCCGCGACCUCCCCGUCACUUCCACCCGACCCCUCUCCUCCCUGCUUCUUCCCAUCUUCCCAUCUUCCGCCUCGCCAAAAGGUUUGUUCUUCACCACCCCAUCCAUCCCAUCCCCAAAUCCUGCCCCUAUCCCUCCUCUCGCGAUCCCUCCUCUCGUUUUCUCAUUCCCUCCUCUCGUUUUCUCAUUCCCUCCUCUCCCCGCCCCGUUCCUCCAUGUCUCCCAUCUGCCGUACCUCACCUCCAUCUGUUCCUCCCAUCCUCCAUCCUCGUUACCUCCCUGCCACCCUUUCUCCUCCCCACCCUCCUCCCCAGCCUUUCUUCCUCCCCUCCCUUCUGCUUCUCCCCCAAGCGUCCUCCCUGCCUCCCUUCCUCCCAUCAUCACUUCCUCCCUUCAUUCCUGCAUUCAUCACUUCUUCCCUUCCUCUGUUCCUCGCUCAUUUGCCAGUUGUCAUUCUUUUGAAUGCUUGCUUCCCUUAUAUUUCAGCCACGUCACAUCUGACUUCUUGGUUUGUGUUUGGACAGGCCUGCUCUGCAUCUGGUUGUGA